Symbiodinium pilosum is the source of this 1529-nucleotide messenger RNA. NCBI's taxonomy places the organism in Eukaryota, Dinophyceae, Suessiales, Symbiodiniaceae. The record is from the annotation of a GenBank genome assembly.
GAGGCUUCUGCCUGUUUGGCUAUGUCGCCGCUCUGAGCUGCCUGUUGACUCACAUGAAGGGGCGAAUCGCUGGUGAGAAUGAGCGAGCGCUCACAGCACGGAUGCAGAAUGCCCUGGGUCCGGAGCGGUCCCUCGAGCUUCUUUUGGAAAGCUCGCCCUGGAAUCUGUCCUCAGCCAAGCUUGGCUUGGAGCCUCCAAAGGCAGUGCUGGCUCCAGUUGACCUGGAACCGUGGGCUUGGCAACCGCUGCCGCAGGCCUCCAAGAUGCAAGUUGCCAAGGCCUGGGCUUUGCUGAGCCAAGCACUCGUGGCUUCUGUUUUUACCAGCUUCGUGAUACUGCAUGCGAACUCGUGGAGUCCAGAAGUCAUAAGUCAACAGGAGCCACCCGUGUUCCGUCUGGCCGUGGUCGGCCACCAUGCCGGCAUGUCCUUGGAAAGUGGAGCUGAGGAGCCGGCAAUGGUCAUUGCUGGCGUCUUGGCAGAGUUGGCUGAGGAGGAGAAGCCGCUUCGCAGAGAUGGGCUCCAAAUCGAGUUCUUUGGUCAGUAUUACUCCUGUGAGCUGCUGGGGCGCUGCGACCAGGACUCGCUACAGGAACUCUUUCGGCAGUGGAUGUUUGAUGAGAGCGUGCGGAAGGACACGACGUUUGCAACAGAGACAUGGAACUCACCUGACAUGAGCGUGGCCGCGUCAAAGAAGGUAUUCAAGUCAGAAGCUCAUACUGCAAAUAGCAUGUGGACCAUCUUCACUCUGCGCACCUCUGGGCACUCUGAACUCCACGGAGGCGACUGGGCCGGAGCUGUCGGUGUGGCCGGAGCUGCGGCGAGCGGUGGCCGCGGCCACCGCCUGGGUCUGCACCGGAAUCUGGCCUCUCUGUUGGAUGCUUCAGCAGCUCUCGCGGCAGCCACCUGGCCCGUAUUUCACUACAUGGUGAACUGGUUGGUUGGCGAGCACACGCCUACCGAAUCUAGAGUGUGUUUGCCCGCACAGUUCGAGGAGUGGCACGUCGCGCUCAUCGCUGAAGCUGCGCGGCUUGGAGGCGUCGCUUGGCUGCGCCCGGAGAGCAUUCAGAGCAGCAAACACCACUUCUGCACGACAGCUUGGGCUCGGCUUUCCAUCGACAUCUCUUACCUGGUGGGCCUCAAGGUGCCUCAUGCUGCCACAGUCGGGUGGCACACAGCACUCCACGCAGGACCCGGUCUUCGCUGGGCCUGGCGGCCUGGGCACCCCGCUCGAGCGGCUGUGCCGCGCAAUGUUCUCACCCGACGAAUUCAAGGUCAGCUCUUCAACGCAAUGUUUGGGCAUUUCAACCGCUUGCCAUGGGUCAAGGACGCUGCCGUGCCAGUGGAAGUCGAUGUUUGGCAAGGAGGUCUCGAGAGCAUCAAUCGCGGUGCUGGCGAUCCGUGGCAGGGCCAGGUUCGCGGCAAGAUCUGGUGGAGUGAUGCUGUGAAAUACAUGGCAGCGAUCUACCUUGCAGGCGACAUCACGCUGCUAACCUUCUCAGAGCUGUACUCCUUGCAGGUGGCCGCAUGA